AUGAAAAAAAAAGAAGAAGAACUUGAAAGUCAAAUAAAAUUAGUUUAUAUGAAUUAUCUUCAAAUACAAUAUCCUUAUUGUAUAUAUGAGCCAAGAGGAGUAUAUAGUAUUAUAGACACAACUAAAGAUAUUAUUGAUACAAUAAAAUUACCAAAGACAUGGAAAAGAUAUUUACCUGUACUUUUUGGAGUCUUUUGGAUGGCGUUGUGUGGGUAUUGGAAUUCAGUAUUUCAAGUUCUUACACAAGAAAGAUAUACACAAUGGUUAAUGAUGCAUCCUGAAGUACCAAGACGUCUUGUAUUACCUGAUUUCUUUUUUAAAGUAUUACCAUAUUUUAAACAGUCAUGGGUUUGUGAUAUUUAUAUAGGAAUUUUUGUUAUUUUUACUAAUAUUCGCUUUCUAUUAACACCGUAUCGAUCAUGUGUUAUAAGAAGAUACUUUUUCUUACAAGGAACAAUAUUCCUUAUUAGAUCAUUCUCAAUAUUUUUUACAAUUAUGCCAGACCCUUCUUUAAGUACAAGUAAUGUUAAAUAUAAUCCUUUUAUUGAAGGAUUUUUAAUUAUGUUUGGAAUUCAUAAAACAUCAUAUGACUGUAUGUUUAGUGGACAUACAGCAAAUAUUGUACUUUGUGCAUGUAUGUGGUAUCAAUAUUCAGACUCUGCUCCAAUAUUUAAAUUAGAUUGUUUAAGUUCUUGGCCAAUUAACUCUCCAACAGGAUAUCCAUUACGUUUUACAAUCACAAAGGCUAUUGGAUGGAUUAUUUGUAUUGGAGGGAUUUUAUUAUUUUGUGUAACGCAUCUUCAUUAUUUUGUUGACAUUUAUAUUGGAUGUAUUGUCGCAUUUCUUUUAUUCAAACUUUAUCAUAAUUACAUAUUAACUAUAUAUACAAGAAACAAUAUUUUUAAUGCUUUUUUACGUUGGUUUGAGCAAGAUGCACCAGAUAUUCCUAGAGAAGUUCUUCCAAUUUAUAAUUCUCAUUUUGAAUAA
Messenger RNA from Entamoeba nuttalli P19, 987 nucleotides. RefSeq names its product membrane-spanning protein, putative. Gene Ontology annotation, molecular function: sphingomyelin synthase activity; ceramide cholinephosphotransferase activity. Gene Ontology annotation, cellular component: endoplasmic reticulum membrane; Golgi membrane. The record is from RefSeq and is a predicted model, not a curated record. The transcript has a single exon. Bases 1 to 987 code for a protein of 328 amino acids. Gene Ontology annotation, biological process: ceramide biosynthetic process. Lineage: Eukaryota; Evosea; Mastigamoebida; Endamoebidae.